AUGUCUACCAACGGCCACUACAACGGCUUCAGCCCGUUACCGACGACCAUCUGGGCUGCCCCCAUCUCCGCCACGCUUCCGUCGGCCUCGGCCUCAUCAACCUCCUCCCGCCAGCCUUCCCAAAUCUCAAAGACAUACCGCCAAGCAUCUACCCUCUUCCUCACGCGUCGUCUCCCCGAGGCCCUGACUACGCUGCUGCCGCUCAUCGCCUUUUCCGACCCUGUCGAAGAUGGCGAGCCUCCGCCCGUCGCGCGUGCCUCCAAGACGACUCGCGUCAAAGUUUGGAGCCUCUACUUGACCAUCCUCAAUGCUAUUGCCGAGCUGGAGCCUGAAGAGGGCAAGGAUGCCUUUGGUAAUCAGGAGUGGAGGGCCUUGUGCACCAAGGUCCGGGAAGGAGAGGUCUGGGAUGAGGUGACCAGAAACGGCUACCACGGCGUCGAAGGCGAUGUUGAUUCGGAUGUGGUCAUCAACCUCGCGACUUUGUUACUGGCACAUGCCCGCGAUCAGUUAUUCAACCAGAAGAAGCUCGAGGCCUAUCUCGCUGCCUGCAGCACGCCCAACCUCGACAUCACCGGCCGACUUGGCGAAUCGCCUACCCCCGAAUCGCGCAUGGCGAAUCGCUACCGAUCGCCAGUCAAGGGCGCGAGCGGUGCCAACACCCCUAGGGAUCUUAACUCUAGAGUUAAGAUCUUGGAACUAUACACGCUACAUGUUCUCCUGCGUAACAACGAGUGGGAUUACGCUCGUGAGUUCAUUAGUGUGAGCCCCGUGCUUGAUGACGAGCGUCGUGAAGCCUUUCUGCAAGCCCUGCAGAGUCUCCGAGAUGAGCAGGAGGAGCAGGAGAGACAGGCUAAUGAGGAACGUGAGCGGCAGGAGGAGGAGCUGCGGCAGGAGAUUGAAGAGGCUAAAAGGCUGCGUGCCGAGAAUGAGGAGAGGGAGCGGAAGAGAAUAGAAGAGGAACGCUCACUCCGUGAAGGGAGCGAGGUCGACUAUGGUGUCGAUGAAACGCCUAGUCACCCGGCGGUGAACCGAAACCGACCUGCGCGAUCACCAUCGGCCGCUUCAUCCCGACAAACCAAGAGACCUAACGGCAAGGCCGUGGCCGCUCCGACACUAAGCUCGCGCGCAUCAAUGGUCAUUAUGCGAUUGCGCAAUGUAAUCGAGCAGCUCGGCAUGUCGCUCAAUUCCAACCCCAUGAUGCUGGCUAGAUUCAUGGCGUUCAUCGUGGGCAUUAUUCUCAUGCUUGGUCACCGAGGUAUCCGCGAACGUGUCCAGCGAAUACUGGGCUCAUCGUGGAACAAGAUCAAAACAACCGCCGGCAUGGGAGUCAAGAUUGAUAAUCUUGGGACAGCCAUCGCGAUCCUUCUCCAGCCGGGUGCACUCAAAGCAGUAGAAGGCGUCCGAGAUGCCCUCGCCUCCGCAUACGACGCACUUGUUCUGGUAAUUUCCGAAACUGCACUCGUCGCAGAUUCGGACGAGGGUGGUGGGCCGGACGUAGGAAUCGCAGACGGGGCAUUUGCCGUCACACUUGUCGCAGAGGCGGCCGAUGGCGAUGCCAGCCGUCUUGCGGCACAUGACGAGAUCGCUGGAGGAAAUGUUAGCAACCAGCAAUUCGUUGUGAAUGGAAAUCGGACUUACGGAGAGCGUCCAAUGGACGGAGCCAUUUUAAACGCGGAUGUGGAUGCGCCCCCCCGCGACAUGAUCGAACCAGAGAACCUCAAGAGAAAGGUAUCGCGAAAUGACGACCGAGACGGCUCCCCGAAGCGAGCUAGGCACUAUGACGACGACCGCGACCAUUACGACCGACGAUCAAGACGGGACUCAUCCCCAGCUCGUCGCGACUCGUACGGGAGCGCUACGAAUAUUGAUCACGAUCGCCGCAAGUCCGCGACCCAGGAGGAGAAGAAGCGCGGGAAGCGCCUGUUCGGUGGCCUGCUCAGCACUCUGAGCCAGACGACCGGCAGCUCGCAGCAGAAACGACGCCUCGAGAUUGAGCGGCGACAACAAGAACGGCAGCAGAAACAACGGGUCGUGGAUGACAAAGAGAGGGCCGAGAAGCUCUCGCGAUUAACGGGGAUUCGCAGGUCGGAGCAGGUAGCGUUCGAGGAAGAAGUGAUGCGGAAUAAGCACUCUAAGAUGCUCGCGAUGGCGAAGUUCCUGCGCACAAAGGCACACCCACAGAUUUGUUAUCUCCCGUGGAAGCUUACGGCGGACCAAGAAGACGAGAUCGACGACCAACUACAGAACGCGAAAGCAACUAUCGAGAAGGAACUAGGUGCUUUCAAUGAGCGGAAGAAGCGGCACGACAAAGACUACGGACAGCGUUCCCGACCCGCUCGGUCCCCAACCCCUGGAGAGCCUCCUGUGCCGGCGCCUUCUGGCGAGGAUUCUGCCGAGAAGCCUACGCGCAGCACCAACGGCUCAGAUCAGGCGGCUAAGGCGCCGGAUAAGGAACAGAACCAAGACAAUCAUCAUCAUCAUCAUCAUCACCACAAUCAUCAUCACGACGAGUCGGCGGAUGUGCUCGAGGAAGCUGACGAGGACAUGAUAAUCAUGUCUUCCGCCAAACUGGUGCCAAACGACCCUAGGGUCAGCAUCGAGACGGCCCAGAUUCGAGGCAAGAAUUACAAGUACAUCGUGGGGAAGCCGGAGGGCGAACCCAUCGAAACUAUGAUCCUAGUCCACGGUUUCCCAGACUUGGGAUUCGGAUGGCGCUACCAGGUGCCUUACUUUAUGUCAUUGGGCUUCCAAGUCGUCGUUCCGGACAUGAUUGGGUAUGGCGGCACCGAUGCCCCUGAGGCCCUGGAGGAGUACACGUACAAGAGCGUGGCGGCAGACAUCAAGGAGCUCGCCAAGAAAUUCGUUGGCGAGGGGCAGAUCAUCCUCGGUGGCCAUGACUGGGGCGGUGCGGUCUCCUGGAGAAUUGCCAUGUGGCACCCCGAGCUGAUCAAGGCCAUCUUCGUCGUGUGCACGCCCUACACAUCGCCGUCGCCCACUUACGUCCCGCUCGACGCUAUCAUCGCUGCCGGUCACCUACCCAACUUUACGUACCAGCUGCAGUUCCAGGGCCCCGAUGUGCAGACCGAGAUCCAGGGCAAGGAGAAGGUCCGGCAGUUCCUGAACGCCAUGUACGGCGGCCGAGGCCCCAACGGCGAGGUCGGCUUCAAGGCGCAGGAAGGCGUGCAGUUCGACAACCUGCCGCUCCUGGGACCCGCGCGGUUGGCUUCGGAGGAGGAAAUCGAGUACUACACGGAAGAAUACUUGCGCAACGGUGCCCCAGAGCUGCGUGGGCCACUGAACUGGUACCGCCUGCGGAAGCUGAACUUCGACGACGAGCUGGAGCUUGCGGGUAAGGGCCACAAGUUUGCGAUGCCAGCACUUUUCAUCACCGCGACGGAAGACGUGGCGUUGCCGCCAUCGAUGUCGAAGGGUAUGGAUAAGUACUUUGACGACUUGACGAGAGGGGAGGUGAAAGCAUCGCACUGGGCGUUGACUCAGGCAUCAGAGGCGGUCAAUGGACAAGUGGCCAAGUGGGCGAAUACUGUCUUGAAGGGGGCUUUGAAGGCAUCUCUUUAAGGCGGAGGGAUGUUUGUAUGACCGAGGAUGAAUCAUGAAGCUGGAAACGAACAGAUUUAUUGGAUAUUAUGACAUUGUGUGCACUGGUGGAUGGGCAAGGGUCUCAUACAAUGUGCUACCAAGUAUACUUUACGCUAACAGUAACUAAAACCUCACUUUUAGGAUAAUAAGAACCAACUCAAGUGCAU
This is a messenger RNA of Ilyonectria robusta, 3764 nucleotides long. RefSeq lists its product as uncharacterized. The transcript has 8 exons. The coding region runs from base 1 to 3576 and encodes 1191 amino acids. The record is from RefSeq and is a predicted model, not a curated record. Gene Ontology annotation, molecular function: hydrolase activity. Lineage: Eukaryota; Fungi; Ascomycota; Sordariomycetes; Hypocreales; Nectriaceae.